CCCUGUGUUCAGGGUCACCCUGGUGCCGUGUGCAGUAGUACAAGCGCUCCCCCUGCUGGUUCUAACAUGGUACGACCGAAAGCUCUGGUUUUGUUUACUUCACCGUCCGCUGUGAUUGGCUGACGGUGUUCCAGCUGAUCCAACCCGACACACCCCUUCUCUGAAUGAGGAGAACAACACUACGAUUGAGUUCCGGUGUUUUACAGCUCUGACCUGAAGCAUUUACCCUUUGAAUCCUCAUUUUAGAGGAGAGACAUCUCCUCCCGAGAGUUUUAGACGCUGAUGAUUCUGCGGCAGUUCACCUGCAGAGCCGUCAUAAACUCUUGCACACAGGCCCGCAUCAGAAGACUCCGUGGAAGCGUAGAGAUGGCCAAACCCAGCUCAGACCUGGCAGCAUUCAGGGAGUUUUUUGGCAAAGCCAAAAACAUUGCCAUCCUCACCGGAGCUGGGGUGAGUGCCGAGAGCGGAGUUCCCACCUUCAGAGGAGCUGGAGGCUUCUGGAGGAAGUGGCAGGCCCAGGAUCUAGCCACUCCAGAGGCCUUUUCCCGAAAUCCAUCUCGUGUUUGGGAGUUCUAUCAUUAUCGGCGGGAGGUCAUGCUCACCAAAGAGCCAAACCCCGCCCACAAAGCCAUCGCCGAGUGUGAGGAGCGGCUAGGCAAACAGGGACGGAAAGUGACGGUGAUCACCCAGAACAUCGACGAACUCCACCGCCGCGCCGGCUCCAAAACCAUCCUGGAACUCCACGGCAGCUUGUUUAAAACCCGCUGCCUGAGCUGCGGCCACGAGGCGGCCAAUUACAAGAGCCCUAUUUGCGACGCCCUGAAGGACAAAGGAGCUCCAGACCCAGACACGCAUGACGCCCAGAUCCCCGUGGAGCAGCUGCCGCGGUGCGAGCAGGCCGGCUGUGGAGGCCUGUUGAGACCGGCGGUGGUGUGGUUUGGAGAAUCUCUGGACUCCGGCGUCCUGUCCCGCUCAGAGCAGGUUCUGGACAGCUGUGACCUCUGUCUUGUGGUCGGCACCUCAUCGGUAGUGUACCCGGCGGCCAUGUUUGCCCCCCAGGUGGCAGCCAGAGGCGUCCCCGUGGCCGAAUUCAACAUGGAGAACACGCCAGCCACCAUGCGCUUCAAGUUCCACUUCCACGGCCCCUGUGGGACGACGCUGCCGGCUGCCCUGGCGCGCCACGAGAACGAAUCGAACUGAGGCCGCAGUCUGCUGCACCAGCAGCCUGAUAGAAAAAAAAACACACACACAAAGGGAGUUUUAAUGUUCUUGGGAUUGUGUUUUUAGCACUGUAAAGCUGCUAGUGGGACAAAAAAGUGUAGCUCAGUAUGUUGUUGGACAGGAGGGGGCAGUGUUCAGCCGCUGCAGUGCAGACUUCCCAGGCUGUGUUUGUGUUGUCUGUGCAGUAAUGCCUGAAUUUAUGAAGUGUGAUGAAUGCGGUGUGUGACGCCUUCCAGCGGCUUCGGAUGCAGUCGCGUGAGCGCGCCUCUCCAUCUUCCUCAAGAGGUUCUCUCCACAUUUUUGGGGUAAAAAAAAAAAAUGGAUUGCCUUAAGAAAAAUAUAAUAAAAUAAACCUGCUGAGCCCCCA
Oryzias melastigma (Indian medaka) is the source of this 1588-nucleotide messenger RNA. It is a transcript of the gene sirt5, whose product is annotated as sirtuin 5. Gene Ontology annotation, molecular function: protein-malonyllysine demalonylase activity; NAD+ binding; protein-succinyllysine desuccinylase activity. The transcript is spliced from 9 exons. Bases 283 to 1200 code for a protein of 305 amino acids. The record is from RefSeq and is a predicted model, not a curated record. Lineage: Eukaryota; Metazoa; Chordata; Actinopteri; Beloniformes; Adrianichthyidae.